This is a messenger RNA of Brienomyrus brachyistius, 7463 nucleotides long. It is a transcript of the gene c12h4orf54, whose product is annotated as chromosome 12 C4orf54 homolog. NCBI's taxonomy places the organism in Eukaryota, Metazoa, Chordata, Actinopteri, Osteoglossiformes, Mormyridae. The record is from RefSeq and is a predicted model, not a curated record. Bases 482 to 5185 code for a protein of 1567 amino acids. The transcript is spliced from 2 exons.
CAUAGGCCUAGUUAAGGAUAAGUUAUUAGCCUAUUAGUUUAUUUAUUAAUAACUCAUUAGUUUUGCGAAUAAUGCAUGAUAUUUCCAGACGGUGCAAUGCCAUUUAUUACGCAAAUGCUGGAUUUAGUCUUUCAGUAAAAGUUUAAGUUUCCAAAUACUCUGCUUUAAGCAUCUCAAAGUCAGGCCACAGGAAUGCCGAUGCCGCUAGCAAUGAUAUCCGAAAUUACACCCCAGCGCCACUCAAACCACCGUCCACUAGAGCAUAAAUGCAGAGCACCAGCAUGAGGGACUCUGCGCGGCACAUGGGGCAUCGGGGAGGAUUUUUGGGAGCUUCUCAGUGUAUCGCUCUCUUUUUUCCCCACUCCUGCCCAGUAACAGUAUCCAUAAUAGAGAGCUCAUAAAGGAACGAUGUAGAGACCCUAGAAGACUGUCACUUAACGAGAAGACACCGGUGCUACAACGAAGCCGACCGUCAAAAAACAUGUUUGACUCUAUGGCACAACAAGACGAAUCGAACUACGUGGACCUAUAUGGUCCGACCGACAUUAAAGCAGACGGCGCAAAAACUGUUAAAGUAACUUUUACCGGUGAAGGAAACCAGCUGGCUAUAUUCAAGCGCAGCAGUAACUCACAUUCAACUUCAGAAGAUCAAAGCCCAGGCGAUCGCGAACCGAACGACGAUGUUGCCGAUCUCCCCGCUGCAAACUGCGGAUUUAUCAAUGAAAAAGACGUGGGGGGCAACAGAGCAAAUGAGAUCUUAAGAGAUACUACGGGCGCGUUCGAAGCUUCCUCUUCACGUGAAAUCCCCGACAAAAGUUACAGGGACUGCCUCGAAUUAUCCACUGGAAACAGAGACGCGGUUCCAGGAUCCCAACUCGUACCCCGAAAGUUCAAUCCAGAAACGGGAUCUAUUAAUAAGGAAGCGCUGCAGUACAGUGACAUGUAUAUAAGCAGAAAAGGUGACCCGGUGGAGGGUGUUGGCGUCGUGUUGUCCUAUCACCGCAUGCCCAGCGCUACGGACGACGAAUCUCAUUACAUUACAACGCAUGAAAUUCAGCUCUCCGAGCUAGAUCAUGAUGCAGAUUAUGACUUCGAAACAGGAUCCUGUUGGGACAUUGAAGACAAUAAUCUGGCGUGCUCGUUUAUUGAUUAUGCUUCGUUUGACAGUGAAGAAAAGCUAGGUGCAGGACAGGAGAGGAGCCGAGAGCGAGUGAAAAGCAAUCAGGUCCAUGCUAAUAAUACGGACAGGCGCGCUACUGGCGGAGCAGCGGUCAGCACUAAGCCUGAAAACGAUCUAUGUGAUAUGAACAAAUGCGUCAGCUCGGAUGAAAGUCUGUCAAAGAACCAAAACGGCAGCGGUAACUGUGCGGGGCAGAUUCACUUGUCAAUCAAGGCGACUUCCAGAACUAUAAAUGAGCCUAGCGGUGUCCAAGAAAAGGAAAACAUUCGGUGUUAUGCCAAGCACCAGGGGGAUAUGAGUCGCCAUGUCUUUAGAAGAGCUGAUAAAAAGGCAGAGAAAAUCUGUGAUAGUGCAAAAUGUUUCAUUGCGGCCCCCGGACGCUUGCACUUUGGUACCAAAAUAAAAGGGAAAGACAUAAACGAGUAUUCGAGUGGCGCGUCUAGCGCGGUUAGUGAAUUGGAUGAUGCUGAUAAAGAAGUGCGCAACUUAACAGCCAGAGCCUUCAGAAGUUUAGCAUGUCCGUAUUUCGAUGCCAUCAAUUUCAGUACCUCCAGCGAGUCCUCCGCCUCGGAGCACGGGCUGGGAAUUAACAGGUGGUCCGCAUUUGUUGACCUCAAAUAUGACAUGACACGCGCACGAGAGAAAAAUUUAGUCGCCCAUAAAAGUGCCACAUCAACGUUUGAGAUCGAUAAGAAUGCUGGAAAGGCGAUUAAGGGGCUGCCUUUAGCCAACAUAAAAGCGCCACAGACUAAAAUAUUUGAUUUGAAUGGUAAUCUGUCAGACCCCAAAAACGCAUCAUCUUCCACCAAGAAGAUGGAAGUAAUGGGGACGUUUGGGAAAGGACGGAGAGGGGUUAUAACACUAACGGAAACGUUAAAUUUUCGUUGCAAUGUGCAAGCAGGGGUCCCCGGAGGCGAAAGACGUGCAAAAUUCGCUCAAAAUGCAACAGGAUCACGUUCCGGAGAUGAAGUUACCUGCGUCUUGCCAAGCAGGCGGGGGGGUGAAGCCAGCAGGCAGCCCUGUAACGAAGGGGUGAGCAUGGAAGGCGCACACAAGAAAGCCAUAUUCGCGACGAGCCUUCUCAAAAAUGUCAUUUCUAAGAAAAUGCAGUUUGAGCAGGAGCGCAAGAUGGAAAGGGGGGAGAUAUGCGAACCCUCUCCGGCGCUCUCCCCUUGCUUUUUUUUCAAAGAUCACGAAAUGCACAAGGAAAAACGAGCGGAUGGCGCGAGAUCCUUGCAAAGGCAGACCUCGAAAUUUUCGGAGGCGGGUUCGGAUCUCACGGUUGUGUGUUUGGACGAACUGGCGGACUUGGGGGACAACAAUUCGUGCGAUCCCAAGGACGACAGUCAGAGAGAAGACACUUUGACUCUUGCAUCAGGAACUAAUUUAGAGCCCACAAAUGAAGCUGGAUUCAAUACUAAAAAAGGAGCAUUCGAAGCCUCCAAAAGCACGUUGCUUCGUAGCCAGAAUAGCGCAUUCAGAUCCUGGAAGGACGGUGAGCAACACUUUGAAAAGGAACAUAAAAACGAUAAAACUCCAGCGGGAAGACCGCACUCGUCAACCGGCAAACUGGGGAAAACAGACGUAGAGAUCGAAGUGGGCGGCAGCAGGUUGACUAAAAUGUCGCAUUUGUUUGUACCGAGUAUACAUGUUAUGUCCGAGGAGAGGGGGACCGGGACACAGCUGCCGAAUAUGAAAUAUUCAACCCGCACAGCCGCGCAUCAGACAGAAGAAGACAAAGUGCGCUCGGACAACACUCUAUACGUGGCGGACACGGCGAGGAGUGUCGUCACAUCGAAGUCUCCAGAAAUCAAAAUAAGUUUACGGAGCGUGAAAGACAGCAAAGGCAAUCCGUUUAACAUUGCUAAGCUGCUAACUCCCAAUAUAGGCUGCAAUGCCACCGGCUUGAUAAAGACAGCUGAUGACUCCAAAUGCCAAGCGGUGUCAUUAAAGGGAGACGCGGCGGAAAAAGUGCCGCACUUCAUGGUCCGAGACAUCCGAGAUAACAAGAGCAAGCUGCAAACACCAAUUCACCAGGUCAGAGACGUGCGGAAAUUGGUUAAAAGCUCGUAUCACUUUGUUUCUUCAGAUGCGAACGAGAGCAAAACUGCCGCUGCCUCAGACGUCCUCGCGGAGCACAACCUUCACAAACCUGGGCCUUCCAGAAACCCGUCGUCGGUUUCACCGAUAGUUAUUAAAUGUCAGUCCGUGAAUACAAAUAGCAAUGUGAAACGAUCUGGAAAUCUAAUAGAGGUGGCCAAACGCAGACCGGCCGAUAUUACGACGGAGUGGGAAAGGUUGUCCCCUCAAGCGCAGACAGAGGGCGCUGACAGUGUCCCCAUACUUGUAAAUCCAUCAACAAGCAGGGCUGCCUUGGUUACGGCUAAGUUGCUGAACGGUGACCCCUCGGAACCGCCCGUCGAGGGGCAAACUGAAAUUGUAAGUUCCAAAAGGAAACAGGAUAAGGCUACUGAUACAAUUGAGAAGAAACCAGAAUCCAAAAUGGCCAACCAGGUUGCCUUUGAGAAACUACAGGCUGCCGUGAAAACGAUGGAGCAACUCUAUGUCUUUGACCGGAACGAAUGGAAGCGCAAGAGUGAGCCCCAGCCAAUCACGGAUAGUCAUGUGCUCUCCCUCAUUGCCAGCGAGGAGCAUGGGAUUCUGGGUAAAACAGAGCCAGAGGAGGAGGAUGCAGGGAACAUGAGCUACACAGAAGCUGAUGUCCACACCAAGCACUUAAAGAGAAGUGAUUCUUACUCAGACAUGGAGAGAUCCCUGGCAAGCAUGUCGACCACGGCACUGCCCCGAGAGGACAGAGAGCAGAUGAAAAUGCUCCACGUUCCCUUUAGCUGGGAGGAGAAAGAUGCACCCAGAUCACAAUCUCUACACAGUGGAGCACUUGGUAGUAAAAGUGCCUUCACCUUCACGCACAGCCAAAAGGCAGCUGCAAGUGGAGGUAGCACUCGGGGGUCUCAGGUGUGCGCCUCUUCACAAACACCUUUCAGCUCUAAAACAUUUGCUCCGAAAGCUGCCAAGGAAACCGCGUCCUUAAAGAUAUCUCACCGUAAGGCCUCAGUGGAGGAGAGGGAGAAGAUAAAUAACGAUGAGGCAGAGAAUUCUGUACUAGCCAACAUGUCCGCUGUAUCUAACUCGGAGAACUACCUGACCAUACCAGUCAAGUCCCACGCUGGCAACGACAAGCCAGCGGCCGCGAUGGUGCGAGAGCAAGCCGUGUAUACCUUCACGGCGGCUAGGGGGCAGGAGCGGCCCAGCAGUCCCAGCAGGCAGGGCGAGAGUCUGAGCAAGGCCAGCAGACGCAGCAGCAGUAGCCAAUCGCCAAAGAGGUCAACAGUGGUCAUGGAGACCCGUUCGGCAGACACACCCACCGCUACCAUUUACCAUCACUCUAUACCCAUGGCACAGCCCCAGGUGAUCUGUUUCUCGUCCGCGCCGGUUCCGCCCACUCCCAGUGACCCGUUCCAGCCAAUGCAGCGGAAAAUGCUGCUGGACCCCACCACGGGGCACUACUAUCUGGUGGACACGCCCAUCCAGCCGGCCACCAGGAGACUGUUUGACCCAGAGACGGGGCAGUACGUGGAUGUGCCCAUACCGCAGCCACCAGUGGCGCCACUGCCCAUGCCCAUGCCCCCUCUGGCACUCAACCCAGCCACCUACGGCCCCGCCUACAUGAUCUACCCCAGCUUCCUGCCAGGCCCACCCAUCAUGCCUGCUCGGCCUCCGCCCACAAUCUCUGUGUGCGCCGAAUCAGAGUAUGUCGAUGGGGCCCCUACUAAGAGCCCGCAGGGAGAUGUUGCCUACCUGGAGGGGCCGUAUUUUAGCCCCACAGGGAAGGCCCUGCAGUCCCAGCAUGUCACCACUAGGGGCACCAAAGGGGUCACGAAUAGUAAGCCCAUCAUCAGCAUCACCUCACAACAAGGGCCUAGGAUCAUCGCCCCUCCUUCUUUUGAUGGAACCACCAUGAGCUUUGUAGUGGAGCACAGGUAAAAGUGUGAGACACCUGACAUAGUCAACUUAUGAAGAGUGUGAUGUCUCAGGCUUUGGAUCUGUUCUCUGCCAAUUCCACCGUGGGUGCAGUCAGCUUCCCGUGCUCCUCCACGCCCCCAGCAUUACAUGUGUUACCCUCCCCCCCUCCACCCCCAAACCAAAGUUCCUUAUUUUGUUCUUUUUCACUGCUGUGCGUUUCUUCACUGUGCGUCUUUACAGAAGCUUUUCUGUGAUUCACAGAUCUUUGCCUCGGAUUCCAGAUUUAUAGACGUCCCGUAUCUGUCAAGUUUUUAUUGAAAUAUUUUUGUGGAUUUUCCCGCCCCCCCAAGUAACCCCCUCUGCUUAGGCAACUCUUCAGACUUUUCAGCCUAAAAUCAUGGCACUCAUGACACAAUCAGAGGGCAUCCUGGAUCCUGGAACGGUUUAACAGCUGUCAGAAAAACCAGGCCACAUGUGGUGUACACCUGCGCUUUUCCUAAGCAUCUGCGACACCCUUUACAUGUUCCAGUUCAUCCUGUGACCCCAUGUGACACACGGUCAAAGGCUACUGGAGAGGACCUGAACAAAUGUGUGUGUGUGUGUGUGUGUGUGUGUGUGUGUGUGUUUACACGUGUCCAUGGUGACGCCAUUCUCCUCGACUUCUAAUUGUUAUGCAGAAUGAUGGGAUGCCUUCCAAACAGACAAAAAAUUUUUUUUGACUAUAUCCAGAGAGGAGACAUUUAACUGCACUGAAUCCAAGCUCAAUAGCUGCCAUUUUCUGGGGUUCUUCUGUACCUUAGUCAGCAGUAUUACCCAGCAGAGGAAAUUUUAACACAGGAAAACAUCAUUGUACUGAUUAUUUGGAAAUAAUUCAGUUUAGCGCCAAGUUACAUGUCUGAUUGUCCAAUAUACUCUAGAAAACCAAGCUGGAAGUCUGGUCAGACGUGUCAACACAAAGCUCGUUAAGCCUGAUUUGAUUCUGCUGUACUUUAUACAGUUUAUAAAGGUUCCUGCAGAUUUAAAAGAAGGGAUCUUCUGGAAUCCAUCUUACGUUUGAGUUUGCUGUUCAUUUUUAAUUUCGUUACUCUGACUAUAGUUAUCAGGGCUGUGAUGCUGCUGGUCAGCGCUUCUGUACGAAUACAUUUUGUUGAAGUUUCUUGUGUAAAAAAACAUUGUAAGAUAAGGUGCCUUGUAAAAGCGCAUGCCUGGUGAGCGUAUUCCCAGGUUGGACUGUGAGUGUUCCACUUGAAACGUCAUGUUGUUACUACCAACAUUUUUUUGCAUAUUUUUAACUGUCUACAAAGCAUCGCUUGUGUGAAAGGAAAAGGCAAACAUUUAUGUAAAAAUAAUUAUAACUGUUUACGAUAGGUCCUUUUUGAAGAAUUCAUACUUCAUAGUCUAGACAUGUUGCGUAGGUGUAUGUGUUGUUUUUAUAUUUGCCUUUUUUUUCCUUCCAACAGUCCUAAUUUAGUGUGAAUUACUUCAAAAAAGGGACAGCACAUGCACUCAUUGUAUUAGGCGGGAGUUAAUUCAGCAUCAAACUCUGAUGUUAAACUUUGUUAGAUCGUUUUCUCUUGCUUUUGAGACAGAGAUAUGUAAUGUGGAGUUACUGAGUAUUAAAUUCAACCUAAAGGCAAAAAACAAGUCAAAAAAAGCUAACUUAAAACUGAUGAUCUUACAUGGUCUGUGUGGGAUACCCUAUGACAUGGUAGUCACCAUAUUACUUAUAUAAUAUGCAAUGUACAUGUGGGGCAAGCUUCAGUGUGUUUAGAUACAGAUAUUCUAAUGCACUACAGGCUUUUAGUGGGCGUUCAGUUGAUUUUGUCUAAGGUGGAUCAACACAUAUACAUCACAGGUUUACAAACGUGGUACACUGCAAAAACCAAAACGCUAUGCUAUGUAAUGCUGCAGGUUUUGCGUGCUGCUGCCCUACAGGCAAUGAAAGUGCACAUCUAUACUUAUUUGGUGUGUGUGUGUGUUUUUAAGGCUAAUGUAAUGUUUGGGUGUGUAAGUAUCCAUGUGAUGGGAGAACAAGGAACGUGGAGAUGGCCAGAAGAAUGUGUGAACGUGGAGGAGGCAGGCAGGGCUUAAUAUAUGCCCCACGGCCUCAAGGGAAGAAAGGACUGGACAGCGUUCAGGACAGAUCACAGGGCAAGGAGGCACAUGCAGCCAAUGGACUACUGAGAAUGUGUGGGUUUGGACUGGGAAUCUGUGGGUUUGCUACUGGGAAUGAAUGUGUUCUGCCAGCAGAUGUACAUUAUGAGAGUUGAUGAAUAAAUGUCAUGUACUUUUCCAGUAA